Messenger RNA from Trichomycterus rosablanca, 3014 nucleotides. RefSeq names its product Smith-Magenis syndrome chromosome region, candidate 8b (gene smcr8b). NCBI's taxonomy places the organism in Eukaryota, Metazoa, Chordata, Actinopteri, Siluriformes, Trichomycteridae. Gene Ontology annotation, molecular function: GTPase activator activity. The record is from RefSeq and is a predicted model, not a curated record. Gene Ontology annotation, cellular component: guanyl-nucleotide exchange factor complex. The transcript is spliced from 3 exons. Bases 46 to 2907 code for a protein of 953 amino acids.
ACAGAGCUUCUCAGAACUGGGGUAACAUAUCAUUGCAAAGACACCAUGAUUGGAUCUCCAGACUUGCUGGCUUUUACCACUGAGACUGAUUUUAGUGAAACAUCUACAUCUAAGGAUCUUCCGGAGGAAUUCUCAGUCCAUUACUCAGAGCACGUCUCGCCUUGGUCCAAGCCGUCCACAGUCAGAUUCAAUAGAGACUUUAUUCUAAUAUCAGAAUUCUCGGAGCAGGUUGGUCCCCAGCCACUGCUAACCAUCCCCGAUGAAACCAAGUCACACGGGUCGUUCGAUCUGAACCAGUUCUCGGUCAGGAUCAUGUCUGUGGAUUAUCAGACGGUGCUCGCCGGUCCUAGCGGUUGUGGACACCCUAAGCUGAACUUUGUCGAAGACUCUGCCGUGGUGCUAGAGUAUUCUCAAGAAGGAGCCUUCGCUUACGUGCACUACAUGACGCUGUAUGACCUCGAGGCUCGCGGGUUCGUCCGGCCGUUCUGCAUGGCCUACGUGUGCUCGGAGGAGAGCAAAAUUAUGCGUAGUUUUCGCCGGCUGUCGGGAGAGUUCUCCAGGGCGUCCGAGUGCCUGAAGACUGGAAAUCGGAAAAACUUCGCCAACGAAAUUGACAGAAGGCUGGCAGACCUGGAGUAUACCAGAUUAGUAUUGCUGAGAGAGCUAGAACAAGACAGGAUACGCAACUGCACUGGUCACGAGAGAGAUGUAGAAGUGGAAGCGAUGAAUAAGGAAGUAAGCCUUGGAUUACUGCCGAACACAAAGGAAUAUAAACCCAAAAAUAAAGUAGAGAUAAAUAACGGCAGCUCAGGGUUUGAUGACUGUGAAAAAGAAGAUAGCGACCUGGUUCUGCCGAGCACUCGAACUAACAAAACAGAGGAAAAACUGGAAGGAUUUGAGAACCUAAAGGAAACAAAGGAGGGUCAGAACGCAACAUGUCAGUCAGUCAUGAGUUCUGAUAGAGCCGCUGAGCUGGCGAGUUUAGAGAAAGCCAUCCAGGAACACAGAAGUCUUUUAAAGCAAGUCACAUCCUUUCCGAACAGAAAGCUCAGAAACCAGACGUUCUUGCCGUACGACUCAGACGAUGCGCCUCUUUCUCUGGAGUCACAUUUGGACUUCGACAUACAGCACGUCCGAACUCCAGAGUCGGUGGUGGAGUGCGGCUUUGGCUCACAGACGUGCUCGCACACUCCGCGUCUGGUUAGUUCAAACUCAUGCCGGCGCUUUGACAAGAGUCUGAAGGGUUUAGAAGAGCUCUGUGAUGACUACUUCCUACAGCAGACCUUAAAGCAACUGCGCUGUACUGAAAAGAGUUUCCGUGGCGAUGCCAGCUUCCUCCUUUCGCAGGAAUUGACCCAAAACUUUCUCCAUCGCCUCGAUUCCACCAACUUUCUCUUCGAAUAUCCGUCCAACCCGGAGCGCGAAAGUGUGCAUCAGUCAGCCCGAUUACAAACCCAGUCUGCGCCAUUUGUUCCCGCGAGUCUGGAGUCGUACACGUCCUGUGUGGAAACCGUGCCGAUCAAGCUCGGGAACGAAAGGUCUCCGGUCGAGCCCAGCGUCCUUCUGACAUUCCCGUGCGAUGACCAGCCAUUAACACCAGUCCACCCUAACUGUGAGAAGGACGAGACCGUUCCGGUGCAGAUGAAGGACAGCGUGAGCAGCGGGGAAAGUAUCGAGGUCCUGGGAACGGAAAAGUCCUUCAGGACGCAAGACUUUCAUUACACCAUGGACACGGUUCCGCAAAGGCCAGUGUGUUCUCCUGCUACUGUCGAAGUUCGGAAACGGAGGGUGACCACUCGCCGAGAGAACAGCGAAGACAGCAUCGAGGUUCUCAGCACUACAGACUCUAUAAUACCUGAUGAUCUGAGGGCCUCCUACUUCUCUGCUAUUCACGAAGAGACCCAGGAUCAUCAAGAACAGGAAGACGAAUCUUUGGAGAAGUGUUUGUGCGGUACCGAAGGCGCCAUUCCAGCCGAGGGCCAAGAUGAAUCCCAGGACUUCCAGAUCCCCCCUAUCAUCAUCAACUCACCAGAUCCUGAUCUGAACUUUGAUCUCAACUACCUGGACUUUCGUACCAUUGGUACCCCUCUCUCUAUCAGUCGGGCAAACUCUCUCCAACCUGCCCAAGAUAAUCACUUGGAAUGCACCAGCUUUCACAGCCUCGCCUCCACAGUCUCAGAUCUCGCGUCCUUUCACGGUCUUGAUGGAAAGACGAAUGCAGGCAGGAGCAGGCGAGCGCGAGCCAAAUUAGGACGGGCCAUGCUGCAUUUCCUCCGCCGGUUCCCGUUCGCGGCGCAUGCCGUGUACAGCCUGCUGAGUGGCAGAACUUUGGUGGUGAUGGGCAGUGAGGAGGCUGAGGUCAGACGUUGGGUCACAGCGCUCAGUAUCUAUACACCUCAGCUGGGCAGGAACAGAAAUAGCAUCCAGCCCUGGACGUCAGAACCUCUGCAGAUUACUGACCUGCUGACCUGGAAACUUAUUGGCUUUAAUAGAAUGGCUUCCUCAUCCUCCAGCACGCCUGCCUGCCUCGUCCGCUACGGCCGGUACGUCAGCGUACUGGACGUAGACCAACGAACUCUGCGAUGUCCGGCCUACAGAGGUUCCUUGAUCUGUCCCUUGGUGGAGCCGAGGGUCCAGAUCAUGGGUGGCACCUCCUACUUCCUGUACGCCCAGAGCGUGAUCAGUGAACUCGUAUCCCGAGCGUUCGUCCUCGCGUUCUCUCACGACCUUCAGAAAGCCAGCGACCCCGCCCAGAAGGACAGGGCGUGUCGGUUCCUCGUUCAGUUCCACAAUGACGACCUGAAGAUCCUCCACUUCUUCUCCGACCUCGUUACACGUCACGUUACAGGAACCCCGUCUACGUUACUCCGAUUUAGCUACAGCGCCAACACUGUGUUCAAACUCUGACCCGGAAACUACAGUCGCACUGCAGCCCAAGUCCUUAUUUAAAAGCCAAUUGCUCCUUGGUAUAUGGACACCAUUUCAGAAUGUUCAGCCACACCCAUUACAAACAA